Molecule: messenger RNA, 1138 nt
Organism: Mercurialis annua (annual mercury)
Lineage: Eukaryota; Viridiplantae; Streptophyta; Magnoliopsida; Malpighiales; Euphorbiaceae
Product: ervatamin-B-like
Exons: 2
Coding region: 18-1049 (343 amino acids)
Cellular component (GO): lysosome
Molecular function (GO): cysteine-type endopeptidase activity
Source: RefSeq, a predicted model, not a curated record
AAUGAAACCAACUUAAAAUGAAUAUUUUUGCAAUAUUUGUGUUGAUCACUCUCCUUUCGGCUUACCUAUGUAUUUCGGAGUCUUCUUCGGACAUCUCUAAGCUGUUCGAAACAUGGUGCAAGGAACACGGGAAAACAUACGGUUCGGAGGAAGAGAAGCUGCAGAGGAUGCAGGUGUUUGAGGACAAUUAUGAAUAUGUGAAGCAACAUAACAGCAAAGGCAACACUUCGUAUACCCUUGGUCUGAAUCCGUUUUCUGAUCUGACGCACGACGAGUUCAAGGCAUCAUACUUGGGUGGUGUUACCGUUUCUGCCAAUCUCCGUGGUGGUACUCUAGAGAUACCAUUUCCAGAUUAUGCGGGCGCUAUUCCGGCAUCCAUUGAUUGGAGACAGAAAGGGGCUGUGACUGGGGUCAAAUAUCAAGGGACUUGCAAUGUUUGCUGGGCAUUCUCAGCAGCAGCAGCUAUUGAAAGCAUAAACAAGAUUGCGGGCGGAACUCUAGUGGACGUAUCCGAACAGGAGCUAGUUGAUUGUGCUAAUUUCCGUCCUCGUUGUGCGACGGGGUAUAUGGACACCGCAUUCCAGUUUGUGGUAAAGAACGGUGGCAUCGACACUCUCAAAGACUAUCCAUACGUGGCUAAGGCAACCUCAUGCGAUCAGGCCAAGCUGAAGAAGCACGCGGUGACCAUCGAUGGCUACACGAAGAUCCCCCAGAACGAUGAGCAAGCGCUGCUGAGAGCUGUUGCAAAUCAGCCUGUAAGUGCCACUGUGUGCGCCCUUUCUAAAGAGUUUGAGAUGUACAACCAGGGUGUAUUCAGUGGCCCGUGUCUUGCCUGCAACAGCCAUGCUGUGCUGAUCGUGGGAUAUGGUUCCGAGAAUGGAAAAGAUUAUUGGAUCGCGAAGAACUCGUGGUCCAACAAAUGGGGACGAGACGGUUAUAUUUACAUCCAGCGCAACACCGGCGAUCCUAAAGGCCUCUGUGGCAUCAACAUGUUCGCUUCCUAUCCGGUCAAGAACACCAAAUCGAAUCCAUUGGUUUCAUCUAUUUGAAUACAAUUGUAGCUUGGAACAUAUCUCUAUUUAAAUAAGUGAUCAUCUUUUUAUUAUAAAAGAUAAUCACACUCGUAUUAUCAUUUUUA